AGCGCAGCUGGCCCACCAUAUACAUUGCUUUUUGCAUGUACUGUUGUCGAAUAGUAUUUCUUAAACUAAGGGAGACGAAAUAUUGUAUUUCUUUAACUUCCCCGACUUGCAUAAAUCCAACGUUGUGACAAGUUAUUCGGUACAAGAUGCAUAGACACGUGACAUCCGAUUAUAAAGGCCGCGACGAUCCACCGGCCGAAUUAGAAAGCCAAUUCGUUCUACGAAUGCCAUCGGAACCAGCAAAAAUUUUACGAGAGACGCUGCGUAGUGGAUUACCAUUAAAAGACCGCCUGAGCAUCAAGCUAGAAAAUGACAUGCGAUAUGGAGAAGUUAGAUUUGAUCACUGGCUGCUUCACGCGAAAGUCGUAGAUUUACCAACGGUUGUUGAAUCCUUGAAAACUAUAGACAACAAAAGUUUUUACAAAACUGCUGAUAUAUGCCAGAUGUUAAUAUGCAAGGAAGAGGAUGACCAAAUGACAACCGAUGAAGAAUCUCCAGUAAGGCAGAAGAAGAAAGACCCGAACAAAGUAGAUAAGAAAUUUUUAUGGCCUCACGGAAUCACACCUCCAGCUAAAAACGUCAGGCGCAGACGGUUUAGGAAAACCUUGAAAAAAAAGUAUGUCGAAGCCCCAGAAAUUGAGAAGGAGGUAAAAAGAUUACUUCGAGUCGACAACGACGCAGUUAAUGUAAAGUGGGAAGUAAUCUGUGAAGAUGAAGAUCAGUCUAAACCCAACAAAGUUUCGUCGUCUGGUACUGUUAAAACUAAACGAGAAAACAUCGAUGGCAGUACUUCGCAGAGUGUUGAUGUUGCUGAACACGAUAUAUUCGGAGAAGCUGUGAGUGACAGCGAGGAUGAUGAGGAGGAAGCAAAUAUUAACAUAAUGGAGCUGGAUGAGAACAGCAGGUUAUCUGCAGAUAGUCGAGUAUCUGACUCAAAUUCUAUGCAGGUGAGAUAUUCUGAAAGGUCUGGAAAUCACGCAUCAGGUAGCAGCGGACUAGUCACACAAUUUAGUAAAGAGAUGUUCCCUGAUAAUGACGAUGGCGAAAAACCACUGGUUGAUUUAUCUAAAGUACCCAAGGAAGAGACUUUCCAUUCAGAAUACAUGAUCCCAGACGAUUUCUCUCAAUCCCAACCAAUGGCUCUUACUAAUGACACAAUUCAAGCUCGGAUAGAUACACUUUACUCGGAACUGACAGAAUUAAAGCAACGGAGACAUCAACAAGAAAUGGAAAUAGCUAACAUUGAAAAUUACACAUUGAGGCAAAGGUUCCAAGAUAUCUUGGAUAACCUUCUUACUCAACAAAUUGAAAAAGAACAAGAGUUGCAAGACUUGCAGAGUAUGCUACAACAGUGAAACCCCGGCGAACUAUGUACAACUUUGAUGAUUAUUUUAUAAUGGGAGAAGAAGUCUACGUUGCAACAGGGAAUCUUAUAAUAUUAUAUUACAAUCAAUAAAUCAGUGGUAUUUCAUGGA
Messenger RNA from Neodiprion fabricii, 1475 nucleotides. RefSeq names its product transcription initiation factor TFIID subunit 7 (gene Taf7). Gene Ontology annotation, biological process: transcription initiation at RNA polymerase II promoter; RNA polymerase II preinitiation complex assembly. Gene Ontology annotation, cellular component: transcription factor TFIID complex. The coding region runs from base 147 to 1355 and encodes 402 amino acids. The transcript is spliced from 8 exons. Lineage: Eukaryota; Metazoa; Arthropoda; Insecta; Hymenoptera; Diprionidae. Gene Ontology annotation, molecular function: RNA polymerase II general transcription initiation factor activity. The record is from RefSeq and is a predicted model, not a curated record.